UUGAAUAGUAGUUCGUUUCCGUUGCUUGUCUCUCCUGCUUUUCUGCUGCCGCUCAACGACACUGUCGCAUUGUCAUACCGCUUAGACAUUUGCUCCGAUUUGCCGAUUCUCUAGCCUCUCCGGGCGCCCCGAAGCAGCGAUCCAGCGACACGCUCAUGAGAUCUAUGGUCACUUAGUUCGUGAAAUAAAGAUUGUUGUCAAGAUCGAGGGUGUUCGGUACGCUCGCCGUUGCUUGUUCACUGGUUUAACGCAACAUCUGUCAGUCUUUUCUCGUUUUGUUGGCGGUCAGCGGCAAUGCACAUCGAGUUUUUUUGAUCGCCAGCUGUUCAAGGCUUCCGGAUUACUCUUAAGCAAAGAGACAUGGAGAUACUUUCCAGCCGAGUUGGUACGAAACAGGAUGAGCAAGCUUACAGAAAAUGGUUCGAGUACGCUGAUACAGAUGGCGACGGACGUCUUACUGGCAAUGACGCAGUAAAAUUCUUCUCUAUCUCUGAGUUGCCGAGGGCUGAAUUGAAACAGGUGUGGGCUAUUGCCGAUGAGAAGCGACAAGGGUUUCUUGGCUUCAAAGAGUUCGUUUCUGCAAUGCAGGUUAUCUCACUCGCCCAGUUAGGAAAGGAUAUCAACCCUGACAUUCUUAAGAAUUCCGAUUUGGAGAAUAUCAGUCCACCCACCAUGACUGGACUGGAAGAAUUAAUUCUGAAGGGUAAUCAACGUACUUCGCCAGCCUCGAACGACUCUCUGCAUAGCAAUGGGUCUCCACCACAGCGACAGACGUCCUGGUUUGCCCCGAAGCCCCCACGAAAGACCCUCUCAGCGAUAGCAGUUACUUCAAUUGUGGACGGCUUGAAGAAGCUGUAUCUUGAGAAACUGAAGCCUCUAGAAGUUGCCUACCGCUUCAACGAUUUCGUAUCUCCCAUACUGACGGAUAGUGAUUUCGAUGCAAAGCCUCAGGUGAUGCUUCUGGGUCAAUACUCAACGGGCAAAACCACUUUCAUUAAGCACUUGCUUCGAAGCAGUUAUCCCGGGGCUCACAUUGGGCCUGAGCCUACAACUGAUCGAUUUGUUGUCGUCAUGGGAGGAGCUGAUGAGCGAAACGUGCCUGGUAACACUAUUGCAGUACAGGCAGAUAUGCCUUUCAGUGGUCUCACUAAAUUUGGCCAGGCUUUUCUUGCGAAGUUUGAAUGUUCACAAAUGCCACAUCCUUUAUUGGAUCACAUUACGUUUGUGGACACACCAGGAGUGCUUUCUGGAGAAAAGCAAAGAACCCAAAGGAGUUAUGACUUCACAGGAGUGACAGAAUGGUUUGCAUCGAAAUGUGACCUCAUCUUGCUUCUUUUUGACCCUCACAAGUUGGAUAUCAGUGACGAGUUCAAGAGGGUCAUCACUUCUCUGCGUGGCCAUGAUGAUAAAAUACGCAUCGUCCUGAAUAAGGCUGACCAAGUCGACACCCAACAGCUGAUGAGAGUUUAUGGAGCUCUUAUGUGGUCUUUGGGCAAGGUGCUCAACACACCCGAAGUUAAUCGUGUUUACAUUGGGUCUUUCAAUGACCGACCUAUUGAUGAGGAUAAGGUAGGGCCAAUUGGAAAAGAUUUAUUUGAAAAAGAACAGGAAGAUCUCUUAGCGGACUUAAAGGACAUUCCACGGAAGGCAUGUGAUCGGAGGAUUAAUGAAUUUGUGAAGAGGGCAAGACAAGCCAAGAUUCAUGCUUAUAUAAUAGGCCAACUGAAAAAAGAAAUGCCUGCCAUGAUAGGCAAGGUCAAAGCUCAACAACGCUUGAUUGACAACUUGGAAGACGAAUUUGGCAAGGUUCAAAGAGAAUUCCAUCUACCAGCUGGUGAUUUUCCAAGCGUGGAACAUUACAGGGAAAGACUAGCUGGAUAUAAUUUCGACAAAUUCGAGAAAUUGAAACCAAAGAUGUUGCAAACAAUUGACGAUAUGCUGGGUUAUGAUAUUCCAGAGUUGCUCAAGAAGUUCCGUAAUCCCUACGAAAAUUAGCUGCUCCGAGAUUGUAUUUUUCUGCUUCAAGAUUUAGAGUUCAAUAUUCAUCAAUGAACUGCACUGACUAAAGCGAACUUAGGACAGGAAUUAGCACCUCCAACAUGUGACUCAUAGUUAUCAAGUUGUCAUGACUUUUUGCACUCUUGUGGCCCGUACACUGUGGAGGAGUAGUGGAAACUUUCUGUUUUCUGCUCUAUUCACGUUAGGUACAGAUUUAUAUUUGUCUCGAUAUAUGUACUUUAUUUACUCUGAGAUUAUUAUUAUUGCGCUGUACUGAAAUUUUCCGACCACGUGUAGUACUACGACUUCUGAUUAACAGACACGUACACUUAUGAUUUAA
Physcomitrium patens is the source of this 2338-nucleotide messenger RNA. Its product is annotated as EH domain-containing protein 1. The record is from RefSeq and is a predicted model, not a curated record. NCBI's taxonomy places the organism in Eukaryota, Viridiplantae, Streptophyta, Bryopsida, Funariales, Funariaceae. Gene Ontology annotation, molecular function: GTP binding; protein binding; calcium ion binding. Gene Ontology annotation, biological process: endocytosis; endosomal transport. Gene Ontology annotation, cellular component: cytoplasm; plasma membrane.